UGACCUCGACAACGCAACUGACCUUCCCCCCCAAUCUCCAGUCACAACAGCCGCCCGCCCGUAUCCACGACAAGUAGCCCGGCAUUGCCCGCCCCAAACUUCACACGUAGCUCAUUUCGUCUUGACUCACCAGUUGAGCGAGGGAAUUGGUAGUCAAUGCGCAGAUGUGAUCCGAGGGAGCAUGAAAGAAGGACAAGCAUGUGAUUGAUAACACAAAAGUUUGGUUUCUGAAAAGUUUAAUCGUCAGACUUCCAAUGAAAAACAUUUGUAAUUUUAGCUUAUUCAUAUUGCAUGAAUUAUAGAUAUUUUUGGGGGCAAUAAAAGACGCCUUUCGAUACUGGAACUAAAGUGGCAAAUAAUCGUGAAAAAAUGAUAGGACGUGAACGCUAAUCAGUGUUUGAAGUAUUUGACAUUUCAAGAAAGUGGAUUGUGAUAAAUAAAUAUAUACAAAGCGAAUGGAAUGUGAUUUAGACGGCCGAGAGAUGGGAGAUUCAUCCUACGAGGAUGCAACGCAGUUGCUGGUGGAGGGUGUCCUUCAGGGCGACCUUGAGAAGGUGACGGAGGCUCUGAAGGGAGAUGUGGAUGUUGAUCGACUCACGCCUGGAGAGGAUGGGGUCAGCCGAACAUUGCUUGGAUUGGCUGGCUACCUGGGACAUGCCCACUUAGUGGCCCCGUUGGUAUCGGCUGGGGUGGAUGUCGAGGGCAGAUGUAGCAGAGGCUUUACGCCUCUCAUCCACGCUGCUGGGGAGAAGCGUGCCAACGCCAUCAGAGAGCUGGUUAAGGCUGGGGCCGACGUCAACGCCACGACGUCAGCCAGAGAAGUCCGGAAUUCUGUCCUGCACACCUGUGUCAUGAAGGAGGACGAGGAAUCGGUGGCUUUCUUGUUAUCUCGGGAGGACCUGAAUGUAAGCCCCCAGGACGACUUGGGCUACACCCCAUUACAUGUUGCUUCUAGAAUUAAUCACAUCUCAAUCAUUAACCGUCUGGUAGAAGCUGGCGCUGACCUCAACUUGCGCACCAUUCAUGGCUGGACUCCCCUGCACAUUGCAAGUAUGAGUGGGAGGUUGGAGGCUGUGAAGAGGCUCCUCGAACUGAAGUUUGAUAUCUAUGCAGAAGACAACGAUGGCCGCACACCUAGCCAUCUUGCCGAUGAACUAGGAAUGAUCGACGUGUACUGGUAUUUCAUCAAAAAGGCUGGACAAACUGAAGACACUACUUUGACUCCUCCUCAGAAGUGCGAGAAGAGGUACGACAUAGAGAAGUGGCUUCUGGAAUGGGCUGCUGAUGGCAGUGACUAUGUAUUCCCCAUGUUGAAGCGUAACCAACCUGAUCCCUUCGACGGAUAUUAUCAAGAUGAAAACGGGAACACCACUCUUCACAUUACAGCUGAAAAGGGUAAUCUUAAGAUGGUCAAAAUGCUCCUAGAUGACUGUCUUAUUUACCCAGGAGUUCGAGAUAGGAAGAAUCGAACUCCGGCCGAAUUAGCAAGAGCCAACGGUCAUUUUGAUGUGGCCGAAUUAAUUGAAAGUUACUUUCCUCCUCCAAAGAGCCACGAAGAAAGAGAAGCACUUUACCUGGAGUUGUUGGAGUUGAUUGGUCAGGGAGAUGAUGUGCUUAAAGCAUCAACUUUGAUUCGUAAUGGGGCCCCAAUGGAGCCUUUUGGGCAGCAUUCGAAUCACGCCCUUUUCGUAGCAAUCACGGCCAAUCGGAGGAGGAUCCUGACGCUUCUGCUGGCGUGUGGGGUGCCAGUAACGACAACUUUCCAGGGCCUCAGUAUUUUGCAGAUUGCCUGGAUUUCUCCCCAUGUCUCGACAUACGUGAGGAUGAUCAUUACUCGGAUGACAGCAUAUGUGUUAGCAGAAGAACUCCGUAGAGUCAGUCCUGAAAUGGAGGAACUGCGGGAUGGAAUCAGAUAUUUAAUGGAAAAAGUGAGAAGCGACACGCCAUGGGUUGCGCGCUGGCCCGAAAGUAAUACUGUCAGUACCUUUGACCUGUUGCAGAGCUCUGAUCCUUAUUGUAUGGUAUGGGAAGAGCCUUCGUCAGACCAUCUUACUCAUCUUAUGGUUCAGGCUGUGCAGUCUAAUUGUAGCCUGACAACGGCUUUUCUGCUACAGGCUGGAGGAGUACCCUUUGCUUUAGAUACUGAGAGUGGAGAAUCUCCGUUUACAAUGGCAUUGAAGUGCCGUCUCUGGGACAUAGCUCAUCAGAUUGCUAAAGGCAGCGCCUGUCUCUACAUUGCAGAUGGUUCUGGUGUGCUGCCAAGGGAUCUACUGCCAGAGAAUCAUUUGCAGGAGCUUGAAAAGAGCAUCUUUGACAAAGAGUGCAGGAAAAUUGAUGAUGAAAUAGAGAAGGCUAAAGACAGUGAAACCAAGGUUGAACUGAUGAAAAUCCAAAAACUGCAGAUGAAUCUUUUUGAAAUUGCCAUCGGCGUCCAAAAUGAUGAGAUUUCUGUUAGUUCCGAUCUGGGAGCAGAAACCCUUCUUCUAGCAACGCAGUUGGGGCUUUCACAGUUGGUACAUCUGUUAUUAAGUGUGGCUCAUCUUGAUACCAAUAUGAUAUUGGAGGAUCAUAUGGGCACCACAGCACUUCAUCAGGCGGCAGCGUUUGGACAUUCAGACUUGUGCACCUUACUUGUAAGAAGAGGAUCCAAGAUAGACGCCAAAGAUCGCUUCCAUCACACUCCUCCCCAUUUUGCUGCAAUGUUUGGUCACGAACCUGCUUAUAAACAGUUAACUACAUUUAUGCAGGAACAUAAUAUUACAAAUUUGUCAAAUUAUAAUCCUAGUUCAGUUAGGACGAAUUUUUAUACUCUACUAGAUCAGUAUCACGUUCUAAAAGACUUUAUGGAGAGAGGUGAAGAUGUAUAUGCGUGCAAUGAUCCAGCUGAAGCGGAGAAAAAGAAAUUGAAUGAAAUGACUCUUUCGUAUCUUGUUCAGCAGAGUCAUUCUCUCUGUGUAAACUUUGAUGAGGAUGAGGCAGGUCAAGUAAAGCAGGUAGUCAUUAAAGAACUUGAGAAAAUAAGGGACGAGAUAGCUCUCUUGAAUCCCAUUUUUACUGGAAAUCUGGAAUUGCUGGGAAGUGCUGCUGAUAACACACGCCUUCAUGCACCAGAUGAGUUUGAUUUUAAUUUCUGUGUUGAUAAGUCUCAGAUCUUAAAUCUUUCAGUGGUUCAGAUAAAGGAUAAAAAGAAAGCUCUCUCGAAGGGUCAUCCAAAUGAUCUGUCAGUUUCUUCAGAUGAUAAGGAAAUGCAAACAUUAUUACAAAAAUCAAACUGGAAGGAUGAGUUUUACAAAGUUGUUGUUAAGUGCAUGAAGACUCAUGUCUUUUCAGAUUGUCGCUUGAGCUUAGUGCCGCCUGGUAUAACUAGAACUCAGGUAGGAGUCGGCCUUGCGUUUGCGUGGCAGGGAAGCAAAUAUCCUCUUCUUUUAAUUGGAAUUGACUUAGUUCCAGUGUUGAGAGCUGUCUGGCCAAAGAAUUUAGAAAGGCCUUACCUUACUCCAAAGUCCGAGACUCAUGUUUACAUUUCGAGUAUUGGUGAUGGUGAAUGGAGACUGUCAUUCGCAAAUUUAGAAGCUGAUAUACUGAAAUCCCUACAGCGAGACGAACUCGAAGUUUAUCUUACUUGCAAAACUCUCUUGUCCUGCAUGAAAGCUGAGCCAUGGAUGCCGAAAUCUAUUAAGAAUAAAUUUACUUGGUGGAACUCUAGACGAUGGAAAAUACCAAUACCUUCAGGGUUUGCUCUGAAGAAUUGUUUCCUCAGAGAACUGGAAGAGAAAAGAAAAAAUGGAAGUGCAUGGACAAGCGAAACAUUGGCAUGCAACAUGGUAAGUGUCUUCAAGAGAAUGGUAGAGAAAGAGUUCUAUGAAGUAACCGGCAUAACUGGGUUAGUGUCAAAGAAGAUUUAUGCUUAUUUUGGUGGUGAAUUUGAGAAACCAAAGCUCGGUGAGGGUUCCUUAGAAAUCAUUAGAUAUUUAGAACAAUAUUGCCCUCAGUAGUGUAGCACAGUUUUCUUCUUACAGGUAGUAGUGUAGCACAGUUGCCUUCUCACUGGUAGUAGUGUAGCACAGUUGCCUUCUCACUGGCAGUAGUGUAGCGCAAUUUCCUUCUCAUGGUAGCAGUGUAGCACAGUUUUCUUCUUACUGGUAGUAGUGUAGCACAGUUGCCUUCUCACUGGUAGCAGUGUAGCACAGUUUUCUUCUUACUGGUAGUAGUGUAGCACAGUUGCCUUCUCACUGGUAGUAGUGUAGCACAGUUGUCUUCUUACUGGUAGUAGUGUAGCACAGUUUCCUUUUUAUUGGUACGUAUAAUUAUUUCUGAGGAUCACAGGAAAAUUUCACUUGGAGGUUGAAGUAAGAAAUUGUAUUGUAGUAUUUGUAGUUUAAUGAGAAUUGUACGUAUGUGCUGCGUAAUUCUUAACUAAGAUAUUAAAUACAAAAAUGAUGAUUUGGUACCAACCUUCCUAAGUAAGAGAUAUGGUAGAUCGCAGAAGGGUGAAUUUUUAUCGAGCAGCAAAUGUUAAACGAAACGGUGCUUGUUAUAAACUUACCGUCCACACUGCAUAAAACUGUUAAAAAUGAACGUGUAGUGUAUAUGUAAGAUUUUGGAGUAAAUGUAGGCUGAGCUAUUUUUUGGGGGGUUUUAUCUGUAUAUUUUUAAAUACGACUUUUUAUAUGUAUGUUGAAGUAUUACGACUUUUCCAUUUAUACCUGUUGUUAAAGUUCAUACUCAUGAGUCGAUUUUGCACAAUAUAAGGCUGCAUUUUGUUCAACUUUUUGCAAAAGAAAUUUGCAGUAGCUUGUGGCCUGUUUUGGCAAUGUAGCUGCUAAUAAUGGUACUGCAACCCCUUUGCAGGGAAGGUAUGAAGAAACAUGACGUGACCGUUCUGUAGAAUGGGUACAAGGGCAUGUUUUGGGGAUGGUAUUUUGAUUUCUUAUCAGUUGAUUGUCUCAGUGCAUAGCGUUCUGAAGAAAAUGUUGUCAUCUUUCAUCUUUCCAUUAUCUGGUAAUUCAUAAUGUUAUAGUCUUUCUGAGCCAAGCCGUGGUAUUUUCGCUCUGAAGUUGGUUGAUCAUUUUCCUUGGAUUAGAAACUGUGAAUUGCCUAAGUAAUGUGUGUUUUUUCAUCCGUUCCCAGUUGUUAUCUUCCCACUUAUCCACGCUCCUAUUGUCAACUUUUAUUUCUGAACAAAUCCUUCGAGCAAAACCUAUGAAUGAUAAUAUAAUAACAAUGAUAAUAUAAUAUAAUAUAAUAAUAGUAAUAAUGUGCCUUCCCUGAUAAAAUUUUAAUGGACAUGGGAAGUACCAUAGCUAAGAGUGACAAAAAAAAAAAAAAAACCGUUAACAUAACUUGAAUGGGAGCGACGAGCUGUGACAUAAUUUUAGGUUAAGAUUGCCGCUUGUAUUGAUAUCUUAAGUUUUCUUCUUCUUUUUGUGAUUGAAAGAUUCUACUACUAGAAUACUAGAAUAUUAUCUGUGAUAUAUGCUCUCACAUUGUUCAAGCUGUUUCUUGCUGUUCUUGUGUUUUAUGAAUGAAGAUUACCCCUCGCUUACCA
Messenger RNA from Macrobrachium nipponense, 5548 nucleotides. Its product is annotated as ankyrin-2-like. Gene Ontology annotation, molecular function: protein binding. The record is from RefSeq and is a predicted model, not a curated record. NCBI's taxonomy places the organism in Eukaryota, Metazoa, Arthropoda, Malacostraca, Decapoda, Palaemonidae. Bases 456 to 3995 code for a protein of 1179 amino acids. The transcript has 8 exons.